AAAACAUUACCAGUAUAAUGCCGGCAGCAUCUGAAACCUGAGACUAGAGUCUGUCCAUUCCUGCAGUUUUGCCCGUGUGUCCUGAUGAUGGCCUCUCUCUCCACCCCACCUGCUACCGCCGGCGUCUCCCCGUCGCCCCGCCCUUCCCUCCUCGCGUACAAGAAGGCUGCUGGGCUCACCCCAUCUCCAUGGUGCGGGUGGAGGAGGGCGGCGGUGGCCACCGCAGCCACGAGCUCCAAUCGGACCGCUGCACCAGCCGAGACCAUUGUCACUGGAAAUGAUGUCCCUCUCUUGUCUUUUGCUGAGGUUGCAGAAAGGCUUGAUGAAUUCCAUGCAUCUGGAACCAGAAAUCAAAAUUACAUGGCCAUGUACUCUAGUAUUUUUGGUGGAAUUACCACAAAUCCUUCUGCAAUGGUGAUACCAAUCGAUGAUCACAUGGUCCACAGAGGACAUGGUGUUUUUGAUACUGCAGCUAUUAUGAAUGGGCACCUCUAUGAGUUAGAGCAGCAUCUUGACCGCUUCCUGAAGUCUGCAUCAAUGGCCAAAAUCACGCUGCCUUUUGAUCGGUCAACAAUUCGGAGCAUACUUAUUCAAACUGUGAGUGCAUCAAAAUGCACCCAAGGAUCACUCAGGUACUGGCUAUCUGUUGGACCAGGAGACUUCCAGCUAUCUUCAGCUGGUUGUGCAAACUCAGCCCUGUAUGCUAUUGUCAUUGAAAGUCCAUCGUUACCAGUACCAGCAGGAUGCAAGGUGAUCACAUCAUCGAUACCGAUAAAAUCUCAACAGUUUGCGGUCAUGAAAAGUGUAAACUACCUGCCAAAUGCACUCACUAAAGUGGAAGGCGAAGAAAAUGGUGGAUUCACCGGCAUAUGGUUGGAUGAUGAGGGUUUCGUAGCAGAGGGUUCCAACAUGAAUGUUGGCUUCGUGACACAAAGCAAGGAGCUCCUCAUGCCCCGUUUCGACAAGAUCCUUAGCGGGUGCACGGCAAAACGGGUUCUGACCCUUGCCAAGCAGCUAGUGGCAGAUGGAAGGCUCAGCGGGAUCAGUUCAAGGAAUGUGAGUGUCCAGGAAGGGAAGGCGGCUGAUGAGAUGAUGCUCAUUGGUAGUGGUAUUCUUGUCAAACCUGUUGUUCAGUGGGAUGAUCAGAUAAUUGGCUCAGGCAAAGAAGGCCCAAUUGCUCAGAUGCUUUUCAACCUCAUUCUUGAGGACAUGAGAUCCGGUCCACCUUCAGUCCGCAUCCCUGUCUCCUAUUGAAACUGCUGACAUCUCACCGAUCUUUCUACAGAUAUGUGAUAAAUAACAGAACAUGUAUUAUUAGGAACAAGGAACGAUUACUAGAAUUCUGAGACUAGUCACGUAAAGCUACACUCUAUAUUUGCAUAAUUCAGAAGGUGUGUUCUUCAGUUGCAACCUUGUGCUCUCAGACAUCUUAAUCCUGAAUUUAAAGCUUUGCUAUCCAGAUGCUACACCAAGCAAGGGGGGCAAGGAUUUUGGUAGCUGUUGAUCAAUGUAGAGAAGAUGUGGAUAUUGUACAAAGAAACCUGUGAAACUGUUAAAUUUGUACAGGUUUUAUUAUGUCUUGAGUA
Messenger RNA from Oryza sativa Japonica Group (Japanese rice), 1586 nucleotides. Its product is annotated as D-amino-acid transaminase, chloroplastic. The record is from RefSeq and is a predicted model, not a curated record. NCBI's taxonomy places the organism in Eukaryota, Viridiplantae, Streptophyta, Magnoliopsida, Poales, Poaceae. Gene Ontology annotation, molecular function: catalytic activity. Gene Ontology annotation, biological process: carboxylic acid metabolic process.